Messenger RNA from Orycteropus afer afer, 966 nucleotides. The record is from RefSeq and is a predicted model, not a curated record. NCBI's taxonomy places the organism in Eukaryota, Metazoa, Chordata, Mammalia, Tubulidentata, Orycteropodidae.
AUGGCCACCAGUCUUUGGACAGAAGCCAGUUCAGCUGUUCCAGUGUUGACUGCCUCUCCUGGUGUAGGGACCUCACUGGUCACUAAUUUUGAGGCAUUGACCAGUACAUCUAUUCCAAUUGUGACUGAUUCUCCUAAGAUGGUGACCUCAUUGGUCACUAGUUCUGGGGAAGAGAGCAGCCCAUCUCUUAUAACUCUGACUGAUCCCUCUCAUGUGCCAAAAACAACAACCUCAUGGGUCACCCAUCCUUCAGAGACCAGCUCAACUGUUCCUAGAACAACCCCAAGUGUUUCCUACAGUGAAUCAGACACCACACCCUCAAUGGCAACCAACCCUCAGGCACAAGCCAGUUCAGCUGUCCCAAUUCUGACUGUCUCACCUGGUGUCUUGGAUAUGGUGUCCUCACUGGUCACUGGCUCUGGGGCAGAGACCAGUACAAUUAUUCCAGGUAUGACUGACUUCCCAGGUCAAUCAUGGGUGGUGACCUCACUGGUCACUAAUUCUGGGACAGAGACCAGCACAGCUAUCCCAACUCUGACUGAUUCGCCUGAUGAGCCAGAUACAACAGCCUCGUGGGUCACAUACCCUUCAGAGACCAGCCCAAAUGUUCCCAGAACAACCCCAAAUGUUUCCCACAGUGAAGCAGACAGCACACUCUCAGCAGUCACCAGUCCUCAGGCAGAAGCCAGUACAGCCAUUCCAACUCUGCCUGUCUCACCUGGUGUCCUGGAUAUGGUGACCUCAUUGGUCACUAGCUCUGAGGCAGAGACCAGCACAACUAUUCCAGGUAUGACUGAUGCCUCAGGCCACAUCCUUACCAAUAACCCAUCCUGGGACUCAGUCCAGUUCAGCCAUUCCAACUCUGACUGUUUCCACUGGUGUGAUGGGGAUGAUGACCUCAUUGACCACUGGUUCUGGGGCAGAGAUAAGUACAACUGUUCCAACUCUGACUGUUUCUCCUGGUGA